Messenger RNA from Hydatigera taeniaeformis, 390 nucleotides. NCBI's taxonomy places the organism in Eukaryota, Metazoa, Platyhelminthes, Cestoda, Cyclophyllidea, Taeniidae. The record is from the annotation of a GenBank genome assembly.
AUGCGGCUCAGCGAUCCACUUUACAAGCUGUAUAAGCGUAGCUCCCGUCGUCGUUAUGAUUUGGAAUUUUUCAAGUACAAAUACUAUAAAGAUCCUAUCCUAAAAAACAAAGUGUCGGGCAAGGGAGAGAAAGAAACUCGAGCAGUUUGUGUUGAAGAAAUCACAUUAAUGUUAACUUGUUUGAAAUCAAAUGAUUUUGAGGAAAAGCCCUGCUCUCAGGUGAUUGAAGCCUUUAAGAAAUGCGUCGCUGCUGCAGAGUUGCGCCGGGAACAAAUUAAAAAGGCGCGACAAAUGGGACAGUUCAACACCUUUUUGGAUGAUCCUGACGAGGCGAAGAAAUUCUCCUCAAUUCAAAUUAAUCGAAUGCUUUACAAAUUCCCGGAGCCCUGA